CCAUCUUUCCAUUGGAUCUUGCUAGAGGCGCAUCCCUUUAAAUUCGGGUUCAGGGUCCACGGCUCCAGGCAAGCGAUGGGUGUAUCUAGGCUUUCAAGAAGACGAAUCAACAUAUUGCAAUUAUCCAGUAGAUCACACGCCUUCGGUUGCUUAAUCCAUGGCUCAGCUUAAACAAGUCACUGCGUAAGGCCCACCGUUGAUCCGCUGGAACAAACGCAGCCUAACGUGACCUUGCGACCGAAACACCGGCCGGUGGGAUCUACAGGGCCAAGGACUACCGAUCUACCGGAUAUAAAGGCCAUACCAGUAUAUCUUUACCAAGCGCUCAUUGGAGCAUAGUUUCAAGAUAUUGAGGUUCCAUCGAAGUUCAAGACUUCAUCUCUGACAGGAAUACCGCUCAUGCUCAGGUACAAAGCGUCUCAAAUAGUCUCACUUGAAUACAAGCGAAUUAACCCUCAACACUGAUAUGGAGUCACCCAACGCAGAAGAAAUCUUUUUCUUUGAAUCGCAAUUGUUUGCAUCUUGGCCAUUCUCGCAGUUGACUAUCUUACCAGCGAUAAGAUAGCACUCCACGACCUUCUUGGUAGAUGACCGCCGAGUGGUAAGAUGACGACGAUAAUUAAGAUGCACAAAACCCGAAAUUAUCAAUACGAAAAUCACAGUCAAUUGUUUCAUUACCAAAAACAUCCAAGCCUCACGGCUCCUGUAGAUCCGAUCUCAAUAUGCAAGAACCAAUGAAUCCAAGACCCCUAAAAUUACACACUCCAUCACCAGCGAGGCAGUGCAAAAUCACCUACAGAAACUUUAUCGCCAAGGGGGCCAAAACACCAAGAAUCCUCGUGCCGACUUAGCCGCCCAAUCCGGCUCAACACUCUUGGCCAAGUGGACCCAGCUGACGUGUAUUGGAGCGCCCCAAACGUGUCUUUUUCACCUUUUUCUUUACAUCAAACACAUUCAUUCACUUCUCUACACAGCCUUGAUAGCGCUGUCGUUUAUUGUCUGUUUGUUUCUUGGUAUGUUCCGUCGCGCAAGGGGUAUUGCUUGACUAGACCGACGGGAAAAGCACAGGGAUCUUAUAGGCUGGAAGAUGCCGAGUAUGGGGUUCGAGGAUAAGACGACGUACAAUGACAAGUAUGUCGUUCUGUACGACUUCGGCGAGACGGAUCAUGAUACGGCUAUCAAAGAGUUCAAGACCCUAGUGGCAGACCUGGAAGAAACUGGUUUCGACGUUGAAGUCAGAGCGGGCUAUGAACAAUCCCUCCUUGUAUUCGCCAAAGCACCACGCGAACUCCUCGGCAACGCUGUCUACAAGUCCAGGGUUAAGGACUGGCUAUACGGCAUCACGCCGAAUCACCCUGGCGGUGAUAAGAACACAGUCGUUGAUGGAGCCUAUGAGGCAGAGGAUAUUCUUUCGGUUUAUCAUAUCGUCAACUGGUCCAAGGAUCUUGGUGGUGCGGGCAUCACCCCCGGGACAGGGAAGUGGGAGAACGUCAAGGCGAUAUUUCCUAUUCAUAAUUCCAAGGUCAAUCAGUCGUUGCUCAAGUAUCUGAGCAGAAAGUUUUUCUUGUCGAACGAGGAUAUUGAUCAGAUUCGCAACCUUCACGGCUCAAAAGUCGCUUUUUACUUUGCUUUCAUCCAAGCCUAUCUUCUCUUCCUCACCUUCCCCGCCAUAACAGGCGUCAUCGCAUGGCUCUGGCUUCCACGCUAUUCCCUCGCCUACGGCAUCCUCACCAGCGUGUGGUGCACCGUGUUCCUCGAGUACUGGAAGAUUCAGGAGCUUGAUCUUAGUCUGCGCUGGAACGUCAAGGGCAUUCAUCAUGUCAAGGUCAACAGACCGCAGUUCAAGUAUGACUAUGAGUAUGUUGAUGAAGGCGGGCGGAAACACUACUACUUUCCUAGAUGGAAGAAGGUCGUGAGACAGUUGUUGCAGAUUCCGUUCUUGAUAGUGGCGUUUUUGGCGCUGGGGAUUACUAUCAUUGCGGUGUUUACUAUUGAGAUUUUGAUCUCGGAGACGUAUGCUGGGCCGUAUAAGGAUUACUUGGAAUAUCUUCCAACUAUUCUCCUGGCUGUAUCUCUCCCUUACAUCACCUCAGCCCUUGAAGACGCAGCAGAAUGGAUGACCGAGUUCGAAAACCAUCGCACCGCCGAUCUACACGAAAUGUCACUCACCCAAAAAGUCUUUGUCCUCAAUAUGUUCACCAACUACCUUCCCAUUUUCCUCACAGCCUUUAUCUACAUCCCCUUCGGCGGGACAGUCGUCCCCAAACUUGAAAAUUUCCUAUCAGCUGCAUUUGCCAGCGUCGGCAAGAAAUUCGUUCAUCAGCCGUUCCAUCUUGACGCUGAUAGGCUGAGAAACGAAGUCAUAGCUUUGACGGUCACAGGCCAACUAUCAGGUUUCUUCGAAGAGAACAUCGUUCCGAUGCUGAAGCAUAAAUUCUCGGAUUGGUAUCGAGAUUAUCGCAGGGCGCGAUCAAAAGGCGAUAUGCUUCUUGCGGUGGUGAAGGAUGAUCCUGAAGAAACAGCUUUCCUAUCACGGGUUCGAAACGAGGCGAUUCUUCCAAAGUACAACGUCCAGGAUGACAUUGCAGAAAUCGUUCUUCAGUUCGGAUAUCUCGCGCUAUUCUCGCCAGUCUGGCCGAUUAUCCCAAUGGGCUUUCUCAUCAACAAUUGGAUUGAGCUACGAUCUGAUUUCGCAAAGAUCUCACUGGAGCAUCAGCGCCCCGCACCGGUUCGCUCAGGUGGAAUCGGCCCUUGGAUCUACUCCCUCGAGGCGUUAACCUGGCUCGGAAGUAUCUGCACCGCAGCAAUUGUGCAUCUUUUCAGCGUCGACAAAGUCGGCAAUACAAUGGGGAGCUGGGCUACUCUCCCCGUUACCGUUUUUAUCAGCGAACACGUUCUUCUUCUUCUCCGAUCUCUUGUCCGCUUCGUUCUUAAACAAAUCGGCUCUGAGCGCAUUCGAGAAGAUUAUAAUCAGCGCUAUGCGAACCGCGUUAAAUAUCUUCAAGAGCUGGAGACGAAGAAACAGCAGUCUGGACUAGCUGUACGUGAAGCGCACCGCGAGCGACGCAAGUCGGUUUUGGUGAUGGAGAGAGAUCCAUUUUGGACGAAGCAGGUCCAUGACGGUGCUAGUGAAUUAGCAGGUGUCACACUCAUCCAACAGGUCAAGAAGAAUGAAGAGCCAGGGGAUCAGGAGAAGAAAGACUAGGCGCAACGCGCAACAGAAUCAGUGUAUAGAUUACAGACCAAAUUGUUCCAUAUGUAAUGUAUCUUUAUUAAUUCUUCACAUUCAUUGCCUCGGUCCAACGGUAUAUUCCAUCGCCAAGACACGGCCGAGACAUUCGGCCGUCUAAUCCGAAAGAGAUUUUUAACUCUCGUCAUCAUUCCAGACUCGUCCAU
This is a messenger RNA of Fusarium verticillioides 7600, 3396 nucleotides long. RefSeq lists its product as hypothetical. The coding region runs from base 1088 to 3205 and encodes 705 amino acids. Lineage: Eukaryota; Fungi; Ascomycota; Sordariomycetes; Hypocreales; Nectriaceae. Gene Ontology annotation, biological process: chloride transmembrane transport. The transcript is spliced from 5 exons. Gene Ontology annotation, cellular component: cortical endoplasmic reticulum. Gene Ontology annotation, molecular function: chloride channel activity. The record is from RefSeq and is a predicted model, not a curated record.